Messenger RNA from Aureococcus anophagefferens, 537 nucleotides. RefSeq names its product expressed protein. Bases 1 to 444 code for a protein of 147 amino acids. The record is from RefSeq and is a predicted model, not a curated record. The transcript is spliced from 2 exons. Lineage: Eukaryota; Pelagophyceae; Pelagomonadales; Pelagomonadaceae.
AUGGUCGCGGGGUGGGUCCGCCGGAAAGUCAAGAACAGCGACAAAUGGGUGCGCCGCUGGCUCGAGGUGAAUAGGCACGUCCUGCGCGCGGCGGCGUACUCGUACCAGGCGUGCCCCACGGACACGCCGUCGGCGCGGGUCAUGAACAUGCUGGACCUCCGGAAGACGCGCGAGAUCAAAGUCGUCGACGGCGGCGACUUCGACGGCCUCUUCCUCAUCGUCCCCGAGUCGGCGGACAACGAGCACCCGGGCUACAUGAUGCGCGCCGACAGCCGCGAGCUCGCCCAGGAGUGGGUCGCCGGCCUCAACAAGGCGCGCAAGGCCGAGCUCGACAAGAUCGUGUCCAUGGACAAGGCGCGCCGCCCGAGCGAGAGCAUCUGCUGCUGCUUCUUCGGCAAGCCGUCCAAGUCCGCCGAGGAGCGCGCCUCCCUCGUCCGCGGCUAGACCCGCGGACGACCCAUGCCCGCGGAACAACACCACGAGCCUAUCCACGCCGCGUCGUCUACGGGACGCUGUCCAUAAGAGAAACACAUACGA